AUGUUAAGCCUGCUGAGGCUGGCGCAGUGGGAAGCCACAGCCUCCAGAGACAUACAGGAAGAGAAAUUGGAUAUCAGGAGUAGACAGUACCUGGAGCUAGGAGAGGACUUUCCCACAGGAGCUAUGGACCUUCGUAGAGGGUCUCAGCUGUCCCAUUAUGAGCUGCAGGGAGGGGUCCAGGAGAAUAAACACCCUGAUCUCAGUCUCCUGUCCUGUCUCCUGUCAUGCCUCUCACUGGAGGAAUCCAGCUGCACUUCUGAGACAGCCCCUCGACCAUAUACGGCUCCAGGAAAUAUGCAGCCUCCAAUUCGAUUGCAGCUUCUUGCCAGUAAUCCAGCUGUAGGAACUGUGCCAAAGAUAACUUCAGGGUCCAGACCAAAAACCUCAAUGCUGGAAAGUGAAGCUCCAUUUCCUGUUGGGGGCAAGAAGGCCAUGAUGAAGUUCAAGAACUCCACAGACAGUUCACAGAGAAUGAAUCCAUAUCAACUUCCGAACAUUAGCAAUUACUUGAUGCCUAUUCCUCCUCCACCUCCUCCCCUAAAUGGACAAAUCAGAAAGGAAAAUAGAUCUGAACCCUGGAGAAGGAGAAGGUUUCGCCCAACCACUGCUCCAAAUGGCUUGGAACCUCUCUUCACAAGGGAUUCAAGAAAGAUUCAUAAAACAUCACUGCAUAGUAAUGCAGCUAUUACAAUGAUUUAUUUGGGGAAAAAUGUGCAUCUCUCUUGUGAUAACUCUGACUUCAGAGAUGAAAUAAAAGUUUAUCAACAGCACUGUGGUGGGGAGAACCUUUGUGUCUACAAGGGCAAGCUACUUGAAAAAGAAACCUUCCAAUUUAUUUCCAAAAGGCACCAUGGUUUUCCCUUCAGUCUUACCUUUUUCCUGAAUGGAAUACAGGUGAACAGGCUAAGCUCCUGUUGUGAAUACAAGCAUCGAAAAGGUUCCAGACUUGGAGGCAAACGAGGCUACUUUGGAAUUGUGUGUGUGGAGAAAGCAUCUCCUUGCUACAAGUGUAUUAUUGCAUUGGGCCUUGACACCAAAGCAUUUUCAUCAAAACAUAGGAAAGAAAAGAACUCUGAGAAGAGAGAGGAAUUGGAGAGUGAAAUGAAAGAUAAACAAUACUUGAUACCAAGAAGAAAUGGGACCAAGUGGAAGAAAGUUUCUGUAUCAACUGUUUUUUCAGCUGAAGAAAUAGAAGUGGGGGUCAGAGAAGUAAGAACAGCCAUAGAAGAAAUUGAACAUCUAGGAAAACCAGGACAAGAUGUUUGGGAAGAUUACCAGGAAAAUACUUUCAAAUAUGAAUAUGAAGAAGACUUUGAAGUCGAUGAGGAGAAACAAAAUGAGAAAUCUAAUGAAGAAGGACAGGCCGAUGAUCAAAUGAAUGGAAUGUCAAAGUCACCCUCAGAUGAUGAAAAAGAUAAUUUAGACCCUGAAAAGAAGAGUGAAACCUCAUCACAGAAGGCACCAGAUGCUGAUGACAACGUGAGAGAUGAGGAUGAUGGAUGCUCUGAGAGUGAAUUAGAAGAGGACAAACAAGACAUAAAAACUGCUUCAUCAACCUCCUCCAGAAGUCACACAUAUUCUAGUGACAGUGAAGAUGAACCUGCCACGGAGGACAGGGAAGUCCAUGGUGAAAACAGUGCUGAUGAAAGUGCCAGAAGUUCAUUGUCUCCGGAACUGAGUGAAAGUGACAGGCCAGAGAAAUCUCAACUUCCACUUACAGAGUCCUUUGAAAUCAAAAUUGAAGAUCAGGAAGCAGAGAAGUCAGAUGUGGAGACCACACCUCUCCCCAUUCAGGAAAGCUUUGAGAAUGUUCUUGAAGAAGAAAUUGAGAAGGGAACCCAAGGUGAUUCAGAGAGUUUAUCUGAACGUUUAUCUCAAGAAGCAAUGGACGAGAAGAGUAAGCUUUGGGAAGGAAGAUCUGCUAGCACGUGGGUCAAUAAGGCAAGUCUCCCUGAAGUGGAGAAAGGUGUUGGACAGAUAAUAACUGAAGCCUUGGCGCUGGGUUCCCAUUGCUACUCUGAUGCCAAGUCUGGUGCGAGCCGUGCAGAUGAGCCGGGGAAGCCCUCGAGGAAGCUGAAGAUUGACACAGGUGGAGCCCCGAAGAGGGAUUUAGUGGUGGAGAAAACGCUAGCACUCAGUUUAAACAAGGAAGCAAAGCAAGCUGCACAAGAAACUGACCUGUUGCUGAAGAAAGAAGCAAAGGCGGAAGACGAAGCCACCCAGUACAGAGAUGCUGACACAAAGGAGGGAGAAGGGGCCACGGCACCCACAGAAAGCACAGGGAUCACCCAGGUUCCCCUCGGGGAGAGGAAGCGCACAGCAGAGCUCCCAACACUGGAAAGAUUCCCAGAGGAAACAGAGAUGCUUGUAGGUACAGGCAGUGUGACAGGACCAGAAGUAGACAGUCCUGGCCUCCCAAGAAAAGCAGCAGCAGGAAGUUCUGAGGCUCUCAGUGCAGCGGAGGUUCCUGAAACACAGGCCUCUGUGGAAACAGUGCCAGAGCCAGUUGAGCCAGUGCCUGCAGGAGAAGCAAGCUCACUGUGGGCAGGACUUGCAAAUAAGGCCGAUUUUCAGGAGGCAGCAGUUGAGAGAGAGUCAGGGACACACUCAUCUCGGGAGGGAGAGGCUCAGACACCAGCAGCUGUGAGUGAGGCCCCAUCCCGAAAGCCAGAUAUGGGUGAAAGCCAGGUGGAAGCACUCAAAGACAUAGAGAACGUGGCGCUGGUGGGAGACGCAGCCUUGGAGACAGGGAGCAGCUCCAAUGAGGCGGUGGCUGGGCGGGAGCAGCAGGCUGGAGAGAGGGAAGGGCUGAUGCGGGCAGAAACACCUGUGGGCACUUCCACAAGAGAGGCAGAGGCAAGCUGUGGGGGCAUCUCGGAGGGCAUUCCCGAAGCACUUAGGAAGCCAGAACAGGUUGUGAAGGAGGUCAAAUCAGACAGGGAAGAGGACAGGAAAGACGCCUUGUGCCUUGGCGCAUUGGAAGUAGCAGGAGAGAGGGGGGCAGCUGAGAGGCCCAACCCAGCUCCACGAGGAACUGAAGAUGCGGGAGCAGAGGGGAAGAAAACCAAUGCACAGGAGGGUGAAAAUGCUCCAGAAGGCGAGCAUACCUCCAAAGGGGAAGAGAGGAAAACUGUGCAGGAAGUAAAAUCCCAGGAGGUGACAGGAGCUCUUCAAAGCGGAACAGAAUCGGAUGCUGAGCAGGUGGCUAAAUUGACCGAGGGGACAGAAGUGGAGGCGGCUUGUGAGGCAGCCCCAAGAUUGCAGGAGUCCCUGGAGGGCAUAAUAGCUCCGAAUAAAGGAAGAUCAGAGGAAGAACUGAGCGAGGCACCAGACACUGUGCCCAGGAAUGUAGCCAAGCUGCAAGACUCGCUCCCCGCUGGAGGAGUGGGCGAGACAGGAGCACUGGAGGGGGAGGCCGAAGAAAGGGCACGGGCUUCUGUUGGGGCUGUCCAGGCCUCAGCGGAGGCCAAGGAGACUGCAGCCAAAGACGAGGACUGCCCUGCAGGGCAGGGGAAGGAUGAAGACACGCCUCUAAUGGGACAAGGCAGAGGGACAUUUGUGGCCCAGGAAGAUGAUCCAGAAAGAGAGCCCAGGAUAGCUGGCAAGUUAAGCAAAGCAGCGGGUGUUGAGGACCCAGAAGAAGAGGAGGAGGCUAAGGAGCUCCCUCAGGGGACAGGAGAAAUGAAAUCAGGGACCCCAUUGGGUUUGGCUAAGGACUUUCAAAGCCAGAGGAGGGAGCUGUGGCAAGGCCCGCAGGGGCCUGAGGUGAAAACUGCAGCAAACACAGCCGCCUCCGAUCCCUAUGUUGGUGGGGAGAAAACUUGUCACAGUGGGGAAGAGUUACUGGGAAAAACAACAGCUGUAGAGAGGGAAGCGGUGGAGAUGACAGCGACACAGGGGUCUGAGGCAGCUCUGAGACAGGACACAGAAGACAGGAUGCAUAUAGAGAUGAUCCCGGAGUCACCGCCUGGGAAACCGUCAGCGUCAGGAGAGAACCUGCUGCCGGUGGUAACACCUCCUGCGGGGCUCAGUGUCCCUGGUGCCCAAGAGAAGCAAGAGCAGGUGGUGCAGCAGGACCCUGACCCUGCAGAAACUAUCAACGUGAAGACCUAG
This is a messenger RNA of Ochotona princeps (American pika), 4113 nucleotides long. It is a transcript of the gene ERICH3, whose product is annotated as glutamate rich 3. The transcript is spliced from 10 exons. Bases 1 to 4113 code for a protein of 1370 amino acids. NCBI's taxonomy places the organism in Eukaryota, Metazoa, Chordata, Mammalia, Lagomorpha, Ochotonidae. The record is from RefSeq and is a predicted model, not a curated record.